AUGUGCCUUCCACAAGAUGCUAUUUGCGACGGCGUGCGGGACUGCCCAGGCGGCGAAGACGAAAAAGAUUGCAAGGAUAUCGAUGAAUGCAGCGGUUCUGCCAGGAUGUGCAAAGCGGAGGGGAAGUGCCUCCCCGCCCGCAAGAUUUGCGAUGGCGUCAAGGAUUGCACCGAUGGAUCUGACGAACAGGAUUGCAACUGUUACAAAUGCUCGGGCACCGGCAAGAACCUCUGCGACGACGGCACUUGCAUCACGAUGGAUAAGCUUUGCGAUGGGGCGGUCGACUGCGGCAACGGCUUCGACGAGCAGGGAUGCCCA
Molecule: messenger RNA, 318 nt
Organism: Mesorhabditis spiculigera
Lineage: Eukaryota; Metazoa; Nematoda; Chromadorea; Rhabditida; Rhabditidae
Source: the annotation of a GenBank genome assembly